UUGCUUUAUUUGCCCCAGUCCCCGCCUGCCAGGCCAGCGUAGUGCUAGAGGCGAGCAGCCACUAGCAGCGAGCAUGAGUUCUGGGGGAAUCCUGUCUUUGGCCACUGUCCUACAGUCACGGGCAGGCACAGACCCCUUUGUGAGCAGCAGACCAGCCUGGAGGCUGGGAGCCGGACCCCCACGUCUGCAUGCUGAGGAAGAUGGGUGAGGCCGUGGCCAGAGUUGCAAGGAGAGUCAACGAGACAGUGGAAAGCGGCUCCGAUACCUUGGACCUGGCCGACUGCAAGCUUGUUUCUUUCCCCAUCUGCAUCUACAAGGUCCUGAGGAACGUCUCCGACCAGAUCCUCCUCAUCACACUGGCUAACAAUGAACUCAAGUCCCUCACCAGCAAGUUCAUGACCACCUUCAGUCAGCUUCGAGAGCUCCACCUGGAAGGCAACUACCUCCAUCGCCUCCCCAAUGAAGUCAGCAGCCUGCAGCACCUCAAGGCCAUCGACCUGUCCCGGAACCAGUUUCGAGACUUCCCAGAGCAGCUAACCACCUUGCCUGAACUGGAGACCAUCAACCUGGAGGAGAAUGAGAUAGUGGAUGUGCCUGUGGAGAAGCUGGCCACCAUGCCAGCUCUGCGUGUCAUCAACCUACGUCUCAACCCACUGAGCGCCGAGGUGCGCGUCAUCGCCCCGCCACUCAUCAAGUUUGAUAUGCUCAUGUCUCCAGAGGAUGCACAGGCCCCUCCGCCUUAGGACGCACUCCCUAUGCUCACCCGGGCAAGGGACAAAGGCUACCGGCCUGCCAACCUGAGAGGAGGGAAGCCUGUGGAAGGCCAAACUUGGGGAGCGGGGUGGGAGGGCCACACAGCGUAAAGUGGGAGGGAUGAAGCUAAGCCAAGCACUAGAGUGAGCCCUGGUGCUCCAGAGGGAGAAGUUAGGUGAGGCUUGAGCCUGGGCUCAGGGCACUCACCCACUGCUGUGCUAAUGUAGGUAGGUUUCUUUCUCUCUCCAAGUUUUGUAGCUUGGGAGGAGGAAUGGUAGUGGAGAGGCUUUUCUGCUUGGGACCGCACUGUGGUUCUGCCUCCACAUCGUCAGACACCUUCUAAGCUCAUGGAUGAGCCUUUCAUGGGCAUUUUAUGGACCUUACCAUCUGAAGCCUUGUUUCUGGUGUGAGAGCCAGACACCAUCCUGAGAAGAGAUGACCUCUGACUAUUUGUCACCUUCUGAGGGCUGAACGUAGUCCUUCUUCGAAAGACACCCUUCAUGAUACCAUGUCCUGGCCAUCAGAGUGCUUGGAAUGGUCAGAGCCUGAACUAGAUGCCUAGGUCCUGUGGUUGGGUCCUGUAAGCAGAGGUGUUUAUGAAGGCUGGGGUACGGAUGGGCAGUUCCAGGCAGCUCAUCCUCCCUUGUACAGUACAGACAAGGGGAAGAAGUUCUAUGCAUUCUGCUCUGUCCCUCCCUGAUGAUGGCCCAGUGUGGCCAGGCGUCAUCUCCAGGGCCACAGGAGAGGUGGCCCAGAGAAGACAAAGCCAUCUGCACCUGGGACUUUGACCCAAGGUCCUUCUUUGAUCCCCUUCAUCGUGGCCUCCCUCUGGUUGCAACCUGGUUGCCUUGUCCUGACCCAGGACCACCACUCUCAAGGCUAUCACGAUAAUCACCAAUCACCUGCCAUCUCUAGGACCUUUGCCUGUGGCCUAGGGGGUAGCCAGAGAGUAGGGUAUCCAGCUGUCCCAGUGUACGCAGAACUAUGUAAUUUCCCGGGAGUUGGCUGGGCACUCACCUCUGGUAAGGCCUAUACUUGUGGACAUCCCUGGUCCCCUCAAUCUCCAAGUGUCUACCUCCUUACCUGAGCAAGCAGGCCUAUCAGCUUCCCUGGCCCUGGCUGGUGUACACCAUUGUGUAAGUCUGUGAAAGCAAUGGAGGCCCCAGGACACAGGCAGGGCUUUGGCACUUGGUCUCCCAAGGUUCUACAGUUUAGAACUAACACUACUGCUCCAAGCAGAAACCUGUCAUAGAGUUGUCUGGGUUCUUGUCCUCUCACAGUACUCCUGGCUCUUGAUAAGGACUCAAUAAGGGCAUUGCUGGUAUCACUAAGGGUUAUGUGUCCUAAGAGAAACUUCCCCUAUUCUGCUCUCAACCCAAGGCCACUCAGCCAGAUGAGGAAGACAUAGGGGCCAAACAAGGUCUGGGUACAUCCCAAGACUGGUCUGGCUCCUCCCAUCCUGUGUCCCUAAGUUGGGGGUUUCACCUUGUUAAAGAAGAGGGGGUCUUUUCUGGGAUGUAAGAGGGAUCCUAUGGUUGGAGCCUAGCAUUUCCAAGUAUGGGCAGGUUAACAUAAAUACGCUGAAAAUGCA
Messenger RNA from Cricetulus griseus (Chinese hamster), 2344 nucleotides. Lineage: Eukaryota; Metazoa; Chordata; Mammalia; Rodentia; Cricetidae. The record is from RefSeq and is a predicted model, not a curated record.